AUGAUGACAGCUCAGCAGAGCGCCGACCCAGUUCAACCUUUUAUAUACGCACACAGUACGCGCACGGACGCACUUACAUCUCCCUUGCUCCCAAGCUCCCCCUCCUCCACUGCCGACAGUACUAUUGAGACUACAGUGUCUGGGGGUACUGCAGUCAUCUCCUCCACGUCGCCUCCAGCCGCCACCAAGAAACGCAAGCAAGCCCCAAGUCCUACGGAAGACAACAGUGGUAAUGAAAGUAUCAUUGCGCGUGUUAGAACUAAAGAUCAGCAGCAGCCAUCCAAAAAGUCGCGUCGUGAGCUGCCGCCUCAUACCGUCGCCAUUCUUAAAGGAUGGAUGUUAUCCCGUGAACAUGUGAAGCACCCAUACCCUACUGACGAGGAUAAGCAAAUGCUGCUUAAGAAGACGGGUAUUAGCAUGAAACAGCUGACAAAUUGGUUUACGAACGCGCGCAAGCGCAUAUGGAAACCCAUGAUGCGACGGGAACAUUCACGACAAUUGCAGUCUGCCAUAAAUUUUGACCAUACGGUGAUGCGUGAAUUUCCGGGAGCUGGACGAUGUCAGCAGUACGCAGACAGCAGUUAUGCCCCUCGUGCGACCGUGCGUCACUCGUUUGACGCUGGAAGCCUGGGCGCAUUACCUCAUCCGGUGGCAACAGCGCCCGAUAGAUUCACACGGACACAAACCUUUUCGGUGAAUGCACCCAUUUACCCGACACGUGUUGGGCGUUCCAUGUCGGAAGCUCCGGCUAGAGCUGAAAUGGGCAAUUAUUUGGAGCCAGAACAAUUUCGUGGGCGCGGUCACAAUGGAUACCUACCACCCAACAGUCUCUCGCCGCAUGGACACAAGAUUCUACAGAAGUGGGUCAGCUCAAACGCUCAACGAAAGUAUCCGUUUCCAAACGAAACUGAGCGAUUGCAACUUUCUAGGGAAACAGGUCUCGAUGUAUUACAAGUUGACAAGUGGAUCACCAGUAUUCGCGAGCAAAUGGGCACCACCAUUGUCCGUGUGCCAUCAUCGAUUCCACUUUCAGGAAACACGGUGUUUACUUCGCCGUCUACCUACGGUAAGUGUCGAUCUAUUCCAUCCAGCGGAAAUCCCAUGUUUCCACCACGUCCUACUGUCCCUGCAACGUCAAGACCAUCAAUCAUAUCAGCUGGGGGUCCACAAUUUCCUCCGCUUUCUGCUCGUCAAUUAGCCAACGAAACUCGAUUCGAAACAAUUUCCUCUGCUUCGCCUUACCCAAAUAACGAGAUGCGAAUACGAUCGAUGACAAUCAGUGCCGGGUCUUAUCUGCAUCCGCCCUCAACUUCUGAAUUUGCAAGCAGUGACUCUCGACCUGAGCAGCAGUCAGCCGGUGGUGCUUUGCCUUCGAUCUCCAGCCGCAGCUUGAUGGGCCGUCCACCACCAAUUGGUGCAUCAAAUGGCCCCACGAUGGGCUACCCGCGUGACGGUCGAUCGCGUACGCUCGACAUGGGCCAGUUUGCAGAAGCACGACGACGAAAAAUGACCUUUCAGGACAUUUUAGCGUCUACGGGCGGAUCCACAAGCAGCACCGAACAAGCUGCGACCACAACAGGCGCGUUGUUGAGUACUUCAAGUUAUGUAACUGCUAGCAGCAACGACGUGGAAAACUUAUACCCGAAUAGCACUUCAGCUACAACGUACGAGACUUCGAUCUCUGGUGAAAUUCAGCCGAAGCAUUCGUCAAUCUGCAGUCUGGCCGAGUAA
Messenger RNA from Plasmopara halstedii, 1731 nucleotides. RefSeq names its product bel1 homeotic. Gene Ontology annotation, biological process: regulation of DNA-templated transcription. Gene Ontology annotation, molecular function: DNA binding. Lineage: Eukaryota; Oomycota; Peronosporomycetes; Peronosporales; Peronosporaceae. The coding region runs from base 1 to 1731 and encodes 576 amino acids. The transcript is spliced from 2 exons. The record is from RefSeq and is a predicted model, not a curated record.